Messenger RNA from Candoia aspera, 6385 nucleotides. It is a transcript of the gene SIPA1L2, whose product is annotated as signal induced proliferation associated 1 like 2. The transcript has 21 exons. Bases 196 to 5322 code for a protein of 1708 amino acids. The record is from RefSeq and is a predicted model, not a curated record. Gene Ontology annotation, molecular function: GTPase activator activity; protein binding. Gene Ontology annotation, cellular component: cytoplasm. NCBI's taxonomy places the organism in Eukaryota, Metazoa, Chordata, Lepidosauria, Squamata, Candoiidae. Gene Ontology annotation, biological process: regulation of small GTPase mediated signal transduction; activation of GTPase activity.
UAGAUGUGAAUAAACUCCAAAUUCAUUCUUGAUCUAAGUUUAUGAAGAAUGAGAAAUGAAUUACACUAGACUAUCAUCUGAAACAGCAACAUGAUCGAACUUUAGAUAUAUUCUUAUUUUAUUAUAAUGGAAAUGUUGCAUCAACACCACUGGUCUUGAAGAUAAAACCUAGCAUUCCUUUGUCUUUGGUUGGAUAUGAGUGAUAAGAAAUCUUCACAAGAAUUAAAACACAAGCCUAGCAGAGGUUCCUUAAAAUACAAAGAAUCUGCAAGAAUUAUGCAAUCAGAUGAUUACUUUGCCAGAAAAUUUAAGGCUUUGAAUGGUAAUAUGGGUCCUCCCAUAUCUCUAAAUGUGACCAGUAAAAGUGAAAAUAGUAACUCAGCCAACAGUACUCCUGCUGUGCCUAAAAUGGGAGUCCGAGCCAGAGUAUCUGAAUGGCCACCUAAGAAAGAGUGUGUCAAGGAACUAACCAACGCUACCUGGGAAGAUAGACCUCAGAGUGAGAGUGGUGGAUUAGUAAAUGGGGAUCAGAAUGAAGGACAGCAAAAAGAACAGCUUGAUUUGGAAUUUGCAGGGGCCAAGUAUGCACUAGGGGACAUUUUUAUCCAUUCUCCACAUAGGGGACUUCAUCCUAUAAGGCAAAGAAGUAACAGUGACGUUACAAUCAGCGAUAUCGACACCGAGGAUGUUCUGGACCAGAAUGCUGUGAACCCAAAUACAGGAGCAGCUCUUCAUCGGGAAUAUGGUAGCACUUCAUCAAUUGACAGGCAAGGUUUGUGUGGAGAGAACUUUUUUGCAAUGCUUCGUGGCUAUACAGUAGAGAAUGUUGAACAUAAAAUACAUGCACCAUUUGGACUUCCUGAAUUUUUCCACUGUGACUCCACAAUUUCUCCAAGUCUCCAUGCAGCAACCCAGAUUUCAAGAGGAGAAUUUGUCAGAAUUUCUGGACUGGACUAUAUGGAUAGUACCUUGCUUAUUGGUAGAGAUCAGGAUAAACCUUUCAAAUGGAGAUUAAAAUCAGAAUCAGUAGAAACAUCUCUUUUUAAAAAACUGAGAACUGCUAAAAGUGAACAUGAAACACUAAAAUUCGCAUCUGAAUUUGAGGAUAGUAGAUUUGAGAAGAAUGUUCAUCCUUGGAAUUGUCAAAAGUGCUUUGCACACUAUGAUGUUCAGAGUAUUCUGUUUAAUAUAAAUGAAGCAAUGGCUACUAGAAUUAAUGUGGGCAAAAGAAAGAAUAUAACCACUGGGGCAUCAGCUGCAUCACAGACUACAAUGGUAACAAGUCAGAUUGGGAGCUGUGAAUCUCCUUUGGGAAGUAAAGAGGACCUAAAUUCAAAGGAAAAUCUAGAUGCUGAUGAAGGUGAUGGGAAGAGUAAUGAUUUAGUACUGAACUGUCCUUAUUUCAGGAAUGAAACUGGUGGGGAAGGUGAUAGGAGGAUCGCACUCUCUAGAGCAAAUUCAGCAUCUUUUUCUUCAGGAGAUAAUUGCUCUUUUGAAUCUUCACUAAGUUCACAUUGCACAAAUGCAGGUGUUUCUGUAUUAGAGGUACCAAGGGAAAAUCAGCCAAUUCACAGAGAGAAAGUAAAACGUUAUAUCAUUGAGCACAUUGAUCUUGGUGCCUAUUAUUACAGGAAGUUCUUCUAUGGAAAAGAGCAUCAAAACUACUUUGGAAUAGAUGAAAAUUUAGGACCUGUAGCAGUCAGCAUCCGAAGGGAGAAGGUUGAAGAUGGAAAGGAAAAAGAAGGUUCACAAUUCAACCAUCGAAUAGUGUUCAGAACAAGUGAGCUUACAACACUGAGAGGAGCCAUUUUAGAAGAUGCCAUUCCUUCUACUGCUAGACAUGGCACAGCGCGAGGCUUACCACUUAAGGAAGUAUUGGGAUAUGUAAUACCAGAAUUGAAUAUUCAGUGCCUAAGGCAAGCUUCCAACUCACCCAAAGUGUCUGAACAGUUGCUUAAGCUGGAUGAACAAGGGCUAAGUUUUCAGCACAAGAUUGGAAUCUUAUAUUGCAAAGCAGGCCAAAGCACUGAGGAAGAGAUGUAUAACAAUGAGACAGCAGGUCCUGCUUUUGAAGAAUUCCUUGACCUUCUGGGUCAAAGAGUAAGACUGAAAGGCUUUAGUAAAUACCGAGCACAAUUAGAUAAUAAAACUGAUUCAACCGGAACUCAUUCUCUUUAUACGACCUAUAAAGACUAUGAAAUAAUGUUUCAUGUUUCAACUAUGCUUCCAUAUAUGCCCAGUAAUAGGCAACAGCUUCUACGGAAAAGACAUAUAGGAAAUGACAUUGUUACUAUUGUCUUUCAAGAGCCUGGAGCACUUCCUUUUACUCCAAAAAAUAUCCGUUCUCAUUUUCAACAUGUCUUUGUCAUUGUUAAAGUCCACAAUCCAUGCACUGAAAAAGUAUGUUAUAGUGUUGGAGUUUCAAGAUCAAAAGAUGUUCCACCUUUUGGACCACCAAUCCCUAAAGGAGUGACUUUCCCUAAGUCAGCAGUUUUCCGGGACUUCCUUUUGGCCAAAGUUAUUAAUGCAGAAAAUGCAGCCCACAAAUCAGAAAAAUUUCGAGCCAUGGCAACCAGAACACGUCAAGAAUACUUGAAAGAUCUAGCAGAAAAUUUUGUUACUACUGCUACAAUAGAAACUUCAGUCAAGUUUAGUCUCAUUUCAUUAGGUGCAAAGAAAAAAGAAAGAGUUAAAGCAAGAAAGGAUGCUCACUUAUUCAGUGUUGGAGCAGUAAUAUGGAAUGUGAUGGCACGAGACUUUGGUCAGUCUCUUGACAUUGAAUGUCUGCUUGGUAUCUCAAAUGAGUUUAUUGUGUUGAUUGAAAAGGAAUCAAAAAAUGUGGUGUUUAACUGCUCCUGCAGAGAUGUUAUUGGAUGGACGUCUGGGUUAAUGACCAUAAAAGUCUUUUACGAAAGAGGGGAAUGCAUUCUUCUGUCUGCAUUUGAUAACUGUGCUGAUGACAUCCGAGAAAUAGUUCAAAGACUAGAAAUAGUAACCAGAGGAUGUGAAACAGCAGAAAUGACCUUGAGAAGAAACGGCUUGGGGCAGCUUGGAUUCCAUGUCAACUUUGAAGGGAUUGUGGCAGAUGUGGAGCCUUUUGGCUUUGCAUGGAAAGCAGGCCUACGUCAGGGCAGUCGCCUAGUGGAGAUCUGCAAAGUAGCUGUAGCAACCCUUACUCAUGAACAAAUGAUUGACCUAUUGCGCACAUCUGUGACAGUAAAGGUGGUGAUUAUCCAGCCUCAUGAAGAUGGUUCACCUAGAAAGGGAUGCUCAGAACUCUGUCGAAUUCCCAUGGUGGAGUACAAACUGGACAGCGAAGGCACCCCAUGUGAGUAUAAAACUCCUUUCCGGAGGAAUACUACUUGGCAUCGGGUGCCAACUUCUGCUGGGCAGCCUCUCUCUCGUGCCUCUCCAAUCUUAGGAACAUCUGAUAGACUGCAGUGCCAGCAGCUUCUCCAUCAGGCACAAACUGCUAUUCCUCGCAGCACUUCUUUUGACAGAAAGCUUCCAGAUGGCGCAAGAAAUUCUCCAAGCAACCAAUCAUCUUCCAGUGACCCAGGACCAAGUGGGAGUAGUCAGUGGAGGCACCAAGUAGGAUAUGAUGGAUGCCAGUCCCCUUUACUUCAUGACCAUCAAGGUCUCUUGGAGAGUGAAGAAGGUAGAGAACAUGAAGAAUCUUUGGAAGGGUCCAGACAUCCCAAUGAAACAAAGUGGCAUGCACCAUCAACCAAGGUCUUGAGUUCCUAUAAAGACCGGGCUUUACAGAAGGAAAACAAUGGGAAGGAUUCACCAAACAAAUUUUCUCAUAUUGGAGACAAAAACUGUUCCAGCCAUUCCAGCAGUAAUACUCUAUCCAGUAACACAUCAAGCAACAGUGAUGAUAAGCACUUUGGUUCUGAAGAUCUAAUGGACUCUGAUUUGCUUGGAUUAACAUAUAUUAAGGGAGCCUCUACUGACAGUGGAAUUGAUACUGCUCCUUGUAUGCCUGCUCCAAUAUUGGCUCCAUUGCACAUUUCUGGAAGUCGGUCAGGGAUUCAUGGUCGGACCGAUCAGUGGGCUGAAUCAUCUGAAACUCCAGGACCAGAUGAUGAGAUGAAAGUGUAUGCUGUUCACAGUUAUGCUUCAGCCAUUUCUAGCAGUCAUAUAGGUGAUGGUAGCAUGGGAGACCUCAGUGAAUUAUCUUCACAUUCUAGUGGGUCACAUCAUUCUGGAAGUCCUUCAACACAUGGUCCUAAAGGCAGUGGAUCAUUAGAUACCUCCAAAGUAUAUAUAGUCUCACAAAAUUGUGGUCAGCCAAUCUCUGGAUCAAUGGCCAAAUGCUACCCUCGACAAGGGGCAAUAAACAAAUAUGUUAUUGGCUGGAAAAAGUCAGAAGGUAGCCCCACACCUGAGGAAUCUGAAAUUUCUGAAUGUCAAGGGAUGUAUAAUUAUGUUGAUGGCCUUUCUUCAAGUCAGCUUCAAGCUUCUGUAAGGAGUAUAGUUUCUGAAAGCCAGCAAGCCCUCUCAAAAGAAGAGUUUCUGAAGUUGAUGAUUCAGGAUAACAUCUCUGCAGAGGAUGGAAGAAGAAAGUUUUCAUUUUAUGGCAACCUAUCUCCAAGGAGGACAUUGUAUCGUACUCUUUCUGAUGAGAGCAUAUGUAGCAAUCGGAGAGGAUCUUCCUACGCUAGCUCACGGAGUUCAAUGCUAGACCAAGCUUUGCCAAAUGAUAUUUUGUUUAGCACUACGCCACCUUAUCACAGCACCUUGCCUUCUAGAACAAGUUUAACCAAUGGUAUUGGAAAUCUGCGACAUGAACUGUGGUUCUCAGAUGGAUCUUUAUCUGACAAAUCAAGAUUCAAUGAUCCAGGCUUAAUGCCCCUUCCAGAUACAGCAACAGGAUUAGACUGGUCUAAUUUAGUUGAUGCUGCACAAGCAUUUGAAGAUUUUGACUCUGACGAAGAACUUGGGCCAGUCUGUCAUCACACUUCGUUUCUAGAUCAAAGGGUGGCAUCUUUUUGCACCCUGAACGACAUGCAGCAUAUGCAGGGUUUGGAGAAUAACCAAGCCUUGGGCUCAAGUCCAACAAAUGAAAAAGACUUCAUUGAUGCUAAUGGAGAGGAUAGCCCUACUACAUUGACUGGAAAAGUAAACCAGCUAGAAGUGAUCCUCCGACAAUUGCAAACUGAUCUUCGAAAGGAAAAACAAGACAAGGCAGUUCUCCAAGCUGAAGUCCAGCAUUUGAGGCAAGAUAACAUAAGACUUCAAGAAGAAUCACAAACAGCAGCUGCUCAGCUAAGAAAAUUUACAGAAUGGUUUUUCAAUACAGUAGACAAAAAAUGCUAAUAUCUGAAUUUUCAAAAAACACUUGAAAAACACUUAAUAAUUUUGAAUUUGCCUAAUAUUAUUUUAAUGUGUUCUCAAUCCUUUUUACAUUUUCUGCUAUAAUUUCCACCCAGGCCUCUUCAUUUGAACAAAGCUACAAACUAUUAGAAACUAUCUUUAUAUCCAAUUGAAGACGAGAAUGAAUGACAUACAUUUGCUUUUGUGAAAAUGAAUGUACAUUCCUAGUGUCAUUUUAGACAUUUUAGAGUAUAUUUCUAGUUUGAGCAUGCCUGGAAGAGAAUGAUUUGGGGUUUAUCGUCACUCCUUCAGGUGCUCCAGUGAAGUUGCUAAAGCAAUUUAUGGUAGCUUGGGUUUCAGCAUUGUAAGAUAAAGAAAGUAGACAUAUACUUUCAUGUUUAAAGGUGCUCUAUUUUUUGUAUGUACAGUAGAUAUUUCCACAGUCACAUUGUCAUAGCAAUAAGAAUGGAAGUAGAAUUAAAUAGUCACAAAGCUGUGUUUAUUAAUAAAAAUAGCACUGAUAAGUUUAAGAGUAGUUUGGAUGCAGAUAUAUUAGGAAUUAUUUAUUUGCAGAAAAAAAUGGUGCCUGAAUUUAAACUGUGUUCUGAUUUUUCUAAAGAUACACAUGCCUUGUACAAUGGCUCAUUUGAUCAGUUCACUGUCAGUGACUUUAUAUAAUUCAUAUUCAGCAAAGAUGGUUAUAGAGAGCCUAAUUAUAAUAAUCCUAUGUGGUGUGAACCAGCCAAUCAUUUGUAUAAUGCCAGAUUUGUUUAUCUUUGUACAGAAGCUUUGAGCGUGUGACUUGUAUUUAACAUCUUUAUUUAAGCUUAUUUAACCUCUUUAAUUUUAUAAAGCUUUACCUGCACUAUGGUGAGGAGCGGGUUGCAAGCUACCAUGUGUGUUUAGCUUGUCCAAAUGGCACUGCAGAGUUCUAGAAGAGUCUAACAAUUGAAUGCUGCUAGUACACAACUUGUGUUUGUAUGCUUUAACAUUUUAACUGUUUUGUUUGAAAUGAAUAUACAUUGCUUUUUUAAAAAUAAAUGUUUAAAAUAUCAACCACAAAGAA